UGCAGAGAUCAGUAGUCUGCCAUGACUGCAGUGCUGCUUGUGAAAUGGAAUUAAGAGAAAACAAGGCUGAUCACACACCAAGCAAAGCAGAAAUGGAAGGUUUUAGGACUAGUGCUCACUGCUUCCUUCUGCUAAACUAAUAUAUUGCUCCUCAGACUAACGUACUGAUCUCUGUUGCUAAACAAACCAGCCUGUAUCACCACUCAGCAGCCAUCUCUUCCUGCCUAGCAUGUGUUCUGUGGCACAGAGGGACUUUGGAGGAAAGCAGAGCUUGCUCCUCAGGAGAUGAGGAUGUUGGCAAUAGGCAGGAGCUGCACGUGUGUCUUGUGUAGGGGAUGGAUGUCCUCUGUGCGCCUUCCAGGGGGGUGUAUAGGAUCCUUUGUACUUCUGUGACUACCAGAAUUUGUAGCUUUGAACCCGCAUACGAGUCCUUAUGCUGUGAUGAAGGUGUGAGCUGGCCCAGGCUGUAACGGCCAAGCAGCACUGGGCCUGGCUGCAGUGCCUGCAGGCCUCACCUGUCCUCUGGUAUGCUGCCACUGCUGCACAGCAGGUCUGCUGUUCUGUGUCUGUUCAUUUCUUGUUUCUGAGCGCUCUCACCGUGUCUCUUGGCUGGUCUCUGGAGUGUACUGCUCUCAAUCAGGGGGCACUUCUCAGAAUUGAGGAGUUGGAACUGAGAUUUGACAGAAGUGAGGCCCAUUUGGAGCUGCUUUGGACGCCUCUGCAAGGGAAAUGGAGUUAAUGGGAAUGAAAAAUGAUGGGAAUGAAAAAGAAGAGUUUGCUAGGACUCAAAGAAAAUAAUAAAAAAUCCAGCACUAGGGCUCCCUCACCAACCAAACGCAAGGAUAGGUCUGAAGAGAAAUCAAAGGACCGAUCCAAGGACAAAGCAGCCACUAAGGAAUCUGGUGAAAAGGAUCGCGGUCGGGACAAGACGCGCAAAAGGCGCAGUGCUUCCAGUGGGAGUAGCAGCACCAGGUCCCGCUCCAGCUCCACUUCCAGCUCAGGAUCCAGUUCCAGCACUGGUUCCAGCAGUGGCUCCAGCUCCUCUUCGGCCUCAAGCCGCUCUGGGAGCUCCAGCACCUCACGCAGCUCCAGUUCCAGCAGCUCCUCUGGAUCCCCCAGCCCGUCCCGACGGAGGCAUGACAACAGGAGGCGGUCCCGCUCCAAAUCCAAGCCACCCAAGAGAGAUGAAAAGGAGCGGAAGCGGCGCAGCCCAUCGCCCAGACCUACAAAAGUGCACGUUGGGAGGCUCACUAGAAAUGUCACCAAGGAUCACAUCAUGGAAAUUUUUUCCACUUAUGGAAAGAUUAAAAUGAUUGACAUGCCAGUUGACAGGCUAAAUCCACACCUCUCUAAAGGCUACGCUUACGUGGAGUUUGAGAACCCAGAUGAUGCUGAGAAAGCCCUGAAACACAUGGAUGGAGGGCAGAUCGAUGGGCAGGAGAUCACUGCCACGGCCGUGCUGGCGCCACGACCCAGGCCGCCUCCUCGGCGCUUCAGCCCACCCAGGAGGAUGCUGCCACCACCACCGAUGUGGCGUAGGUCACCCCCUCGGAUGAGGAGAAGGUCCCGCUCUCCGAGGCGCAGAUCUCCUGUCCGCCGGCGCUCGCGGUCGAGGUCUCCCGGACGAAGGCGCCAUCGCAGCCGCUCCAGCUCCAACUCUUCACGAUAAAGCAAAAAGAAUGGACAGCUUUUUAUUUUUUAACUUAAAUUCCAUGAAAAUAAAUAUUGUACCUUUUUUUAUAAUGGGUCUAGGUGAGGAAGGGAGAGAGGGGGGAGAGAGGAUCCUGGCAGUGAGGGUAAUCCAAGAGGAGGCAGCAGCAGUUCCUGGCCAUUAGUCAGCCUCUGCUGUGGGGCUCCUGGUUUCCUGGCAUUUAAUUGACAUUAUUGAAAAAUGGCUGUGAUGAUUUUUUUUUUUUUUUAAAUUUUUUUUUUAAUGCUAUAAAACCAACAUCUGUCCUGGAUCGAUGUUAUGGCUUUCUCCAGUUAGCAGACUGCUGCUUAAUGAUUUCUAAGUGCUUAGCAUGCUGUACAGAUGAGCAUGUAAAUCUUGAGCUAUUUUGGAAAUGCUGCAUAAUAGGGCAGGGAGGCAGUGAACCCAAUUGCUGGGAUUGUCAGAGCGGCUGGAGUCCGGAUUACAAAAUCUGUCUGAGACUUAAUGAGCUGUUUGCUUUAUUCCCAUUCCCAAACUAUGAUUAGUUUCUGCAUAUUGACCUUCUGUAAUGCAUAUACCACUUGAACGCUGCAGAGACAGCAGCCCGGCCUGCUGAAUACUGUGCUUUAGAAAAGAAGCUGGAAAUGUUAAUAACGGGUUUGUAGCUGCUGCCCUGGUUGAUUCCUUCCACCUUUUCUUAAAGAUUUUGGUAAGUUUCCUAUUCAGUUCCUUAAGGAAAUGAUGCAAGUGCUUCUGCUUUUACAAAUCUCCAGUUAGCAACCAAUCGUCAACCCCUGCAAGGAAACUGCGAGGCAGAGCGAGGCUGGGGGCUGUGCUGCUGCCUGGGGAAAGGCAAAGAACCACCUGUUGUACAGUCAAUACUAUAAAGUUUUGUUGUUUUUUUUCAUUAUUUUUGUGUCGUUUUGUAUCACUUUGUAGCCUUUGGGGCCACGUUGUGUUUGUACUUGUAUAGGACGAGCGACUGAUAAUAAAGCAGUAGAGGUGAGAA
This is a messenger RNA of Lagopus leucura (white-tailed ptarmigan), 2660 nucleotides long. It is a transcript of the gene RNPS1, whose product is annotated as RNA binding protein with serine rich domain 1. Gene Ontology annotation, biological process: mRNA splicing, via spliceosome. Gene Ontology annotation, cellular component: ASAP complex; nucleoplasm; cytoplasm. The coding region runs from base 752 to 1669 and encodes 305 amino acids. Gene Ontology annotation, molecular function: RNA binding. NCBI's taxonomy places the organism in Eukaryota, Metazoa, Chordata, Aves, Galliformes, Phasianidae. The record is from RefSeq and is a predicted model, not a curated record. The transcript is spliced from 7 exons.